Messenger RNA from Solanum stenotomum, 1912 nucleotides. RefSeq names its product receptor kinase-like protein Xa21. NCBI's taxonomy places the organism in Eukaryota, Viridiplantae, Streptophyta, Magnoliopsida, Solanales, Solanaceae. Bases 140 to 1711 code for a protein of 523 amino acids. The transcript is spliced from 2 exons. Gene Ontology annotation, biological process: protein phosphorylation. The record is from RefSeq and is a predicted model, not a curated record. Gene Ontology annotation, molecular function: ATP binding; protein kinase activity; protein binding.
CCAGGGGCUGUAUCUAACUAACAAUAAAUUGCAGGGACAUGUUCCAGAGGCGGUAUGCCAUUUAUCUAAUUUGGUUCAAUUAUUUCUGAAUGGUAAUGAGCUCUCUGGAUUAAUUCCAGAAUGCUUAGGAAAUCUUAGCAUGCUACAAAAGGUUUAUUUGGGUUCUAAUAAAUUUUCAUCAAAAUUUCCGUUGAGUCUUUGGAAGAUGAGUGGUCUUCUCUAUCUAAGUGUGUCACGAAAUUCUAUAGAGGGAGAAGUUCCAUCAGAUAUUGGAGAACUGAAAGCCAUUGUAGGACUAUAUCUUUGCAGUAACCACUUUUCAAGCGUGAUACCAACCAGAUUCGGGGAACUCCAAAACCUGCAGUAUCUUGACCUAUCCAACAAUUCAUUUUUUGGCCAAAUUCCAUUAUCCUUUGCCAACUUGAUAAGCUUGGAAAUCUUGAAUUUGUCUUUAAAUUCCUUGUCAGGUACUAUUCCUAAGUCUUUGGAAAAACUUUCAUACCUUAAAAACAUUAAUGUUUCAUUUAAUGAUUUAGAAGGUGAAAUACCAAGUGGUGGCGUGUUUGCAAAUUCCACUCUGCAAUCAUUUCUCGAGAACAAAGGUCUAUGUGGAAUGCACAUAUUGGAGAUUCCUGCUUGCGCUAUCAAUAAUCCUGGAAAACAAUCAAAUCUUAAGGAGGUUCUGCUAAAAAUUGUUACUCCAGUGGUUAUAUCAUCCUUUCUGAUAUUCUUGUUGGUUUCAAUUUUGAUAAUGAUACGACAGAAGAAAGGAAAGUCCAAAGAUGUUGAAAAGGUACAAGAGAUCGGGACUCAUCAAUUAGUUUCUUAUCACGAGAUUCAAAGAGCAACAAAUAAUUUUGAUGAAUCCAAUUUAAUUGGUGAGGGAAGCUCUGGCUCUGUGUACAAAGGCACAUUGUUUGGGGGAACUGCAGUGGCCAUUAAGGUUCUGGAUUUGGAAAUUGAGCAAGUAUGCAAAAGGUUUGAUACCGAAUGCAAAGUGAUGAGAAAUGCUAGACACAGAAAUCUUGUUUCAGUGAUUACUACUUGUUCUAGUGACUAUAUAAGAGCCUUUGUUCUGCAAUUUAUGCCCAACGGAAGUCUUGAGAAUUGGUUGUACAGAGAAGAUCGCCACUUAAACCUUCAUCAAAGAGUCACUGUAAUGCUUGAUGCAGCUAUGGCAGUUGAAUAUCUACAUCAUGGUCAUGUCACUCCAAUAGUUCAUUGCGACCUAAAGCCAGCCAACAUUCUUUUGGAUGAAGAUAUGGUGGUUCAUGUUGGUGAUUUUGGAAUCUCUAAAAUUUUAGCCAUAAGCAAGUCCAUGGCUUAUACCGAGACAUUGGGCACUCUUGGAUAUAUUUCACCAGAAUAUGGCUCGGAGGGAAUAGUGUCUGCUAGUGGUGAUGUUUAUAGCUACGGCAUCAUGUUGAUGGAGGUUUUGACCAAAAGAAGGCCAAGAGAUGAAGAUAUAUGCAAUGAAAAUCUUGACUUGAGGAAAUGGAUAACACAAUCAUUUUCAGGGAGUAUGAUGGACGUUGUGGAUGCCAAUCUUUUUUCUGAGGAAGAACAAAUCACUAGCAAAAGUGAAAUGUGCAUAGCCUCCAUGAUGGAAUUGGCUUUAGACUGCACAAAGGAAACGCCAGAAUCCAGAAUAACCAUGAAAGAAGUAGUGAAGAGGCUUAACAAAAUCAACAACAAAUUUCUGGAAACAUAGAAGUGAUCUGCAUCUCUUCUGAUGAUGUUCUUUUCUGAGCUGCACGUUAAUAUGAUGCUUUUUGCUUACCUGGUUUCUUUAGUCGAUUGUACUACCUGGAGACAUGUAGUACUGUUUGUACUUCAGAGUGUUGCAUUUCCCUUAUUUUGUGAUUUCAUAUUUGAGUAGUCUCUAAUAUGUUUUGAAUGCUUGAAUAAAAUU